UUUUUCGCUCUUUGUCAUCAUUCAGCUGUCAAGGUGGAAGGUCGUCGCUAGUUUCCACAUUAAUUUACGUAAAUUUUGUAUCGUUUUAAUAAAUUUUAACAAAACAUGAAAAUCUGGACUAGUGAACACACAUUUAACCAUCCCUGGGAGACAGUGGCCACUGCAGCUUGGAGAAAAUAUCCCAACCCUCACAAUCCUGCAGUUAUUGGAACUGAUGUGGUGGAAAGACAAGUGGUGGACGGCGUUUUACACACCCACAGAUUGGUCAGUUCGAUUUGGUACUUUCCCAAAUGGGCGCAAGCUCUCAUAGGGUCAGCCAAAGUGUGCUACGCCCGGGAGCACUCGGAAGUAAACCCCUCGACCAGACAGAUGAUCCUCAAAACAAUAAAUUUGACAUUCUGCAGACACAUAGCCGUAAACGAAACGAUCAAGUACACGCCUCACCCCUCCGAUCCGGGAAAAACCCUUUUGACUCAGGAAGCCGUGGUCACGGUCAAAGGCGUACCUCUCACAAACUACAUGGAAGAUCUUUUGACGAACAAAAUUUCAAAUAACGCGGGCAAGGGCCGGCAAGCGAUGGAAUGGGUGAUAAAUAAGUUAAAUGAUGAGGUUAAGGAUCUCACUAGGAGCACGGAUGAAAUCCUCAACCAGACCAAAAAGUCCCUAGAUGAUAUUACUUCGAGCGCUAAACAGUCACUGGACGAUAUUUCUCAGAAAGCUAAGAAAAGUCUAGACGAAAUGCACAUACAGAGAGUCAAAGAAUUAAAAAAUUAAAUAAAUUUAAUAGUAUCAUUUUUCAAUUCAAUCCGCAAGUCCAGCUCAGUUGGGUUAUGUUAAAGUAUUAGCAUUUAUUUUUGAUCGAAAUAAAGGCAAAUUACAGUCAUUUUAUUUUGCGGGCUGGAAUCUGUAUUUGUACAUACAUAAAACUCACUAUUUAUUUCACAUUCCUUGCAACUGAAUGUUAGAUUAGAUGUAAAUAUUUAUUAAAUAAACCCUUCGUGCAAGAGAUACUGUUUCAGUGGUUACUAUUCUUGAAACAAAGAUGAAUAUUUUCAUCUCUACCAUGGAGAAAGUCUCUAUGUCUCUACCAAAUGUCUGACGUGUUUUAAUCAUAGAAAAAAAUGAAUUUAUUCGGAUUUUUGUCCCUUCUAUCAAUCAGGGAUGGUCUGAUUUGCCAGAGAUUUGUCUAAUAAAAAUACAGAAUUUUAAAUUUAAGAAACUGGAAAAACUAUUUUUGCGAGGCAAAUUAAUAAAGUGUAAAUUUAUU
This is a messenger RNA of Brassicogethes aeneus, 1267 nucleotides long. Lineage: Eukaryota; Metazoa; Arthropoda; Insecta; Coleoptera; Nitidulidae. The record is from the annotation of a GenBank genome assembly.